Molecule: messenger RNA, 2171 nt
Organism: Engraulis encrasicolus (European anchovy)
Lineage: Eukaryota; Metazoa; Chordata; Actinopteri; Clupeiformes; Engraulidae
Exons: 3
Coding region: 70-2115 (681 amino acids)
Source: RefSeq, a predicted model, not a curated record
UCCCGAGUUUGCAGAAAAAGAAAAGCAAAAGGCUGCAAAAUGGAGUGAUGGGACAGCGAGCACUUGAAAAUGUUUUCAAGUUGCCUAGAUCAAGUGGGUGAUGUUCUUUAUCCACUGCUUUUCAUAUGCACAGACCAGGAACAUCGAUGGAAAACCGCGGCGUGCCUAGGUCUGCUACUGCUGGUUCUAACCCUCGCUUGGUUACUGCGCAAAUGGCGAUCAGAGGAUCAAGACUGCUCUGGACUAGAUUCAGAUCUUCAGAAAUAUAUGAAGCACAUCGAGACUUUGAGCACGAGCUGCUUGAACGACACCGAACAGCUACUGGAGGAGAUCACAGCACAGAUUAUGAAGUCUUCGGGAAGACAGGAGAGCAGCAAGCAUAAUGCCUGUUCUAGUCCACCGAUGGUUUCAGGGAAGUCUGAUUUGGUGGAAACGUCCAGUGACAAGAGUACAGAGACAGACUACAUGUUCUCACAACACGACCUCCCAAGAUGUGAAAGUGUAGGGGUGACUCCUGAGCCAGGUUUGUGUGUGCCAGGCAACUCUACCAGCGCAAUGACAGCAAAUUCUCCAUCAACCACCAUGUCUGGUGCAGUAAGUGACCUCAGUCUGCCUGAUAAGAAACCUGAACAAACAAUCGUCACCGUCAGUAAGCCAAGACCAACUUCCAAGAGAGGAUUGGAAAUCAGGCAACCAAGGCUACUGUGGAAACGUGCCAUAUUACGUGUUCGAAUUGUAGCCAUGCUGCUCCCAACUAGAUUAAAACAGAAAAACGGCAAACAACAGGAAAAUACCCUAAAGGAAAAUAUGCGUUGCCCUGGCACAGAUGAUGGCCUUCUCGAUAGCCCCAACAGUUUUCAACUCAGACGAGCGAUGUUUGAGAAACGUUUUGAAAAGAAUAAAUCUCCCAACAAAUUAUGCAAGCCUAUUCGAUCUCAGCUUGCUGGGCAGACUAAAACUGAAGUGAAACUAAAAAAUGAACAGACCACUGCAACAUCCCCCACUGAUGGACCACUGGCUGCUCACAGUAAGGAGACAAAAGCCACCCUGGACAGCUCUUCCAAACACAAAGUUGAGAGCAUCACUUCUUUGGCAAGUAGUGAACAGGAGUCCAACGAAGACAAAAUACCUGUGGUAAAAGCACUGCUGCAUUCAAAGUGCGAGACAAAAUCGGUGCGAAAACAGGACAAUCAUCCACAGCCAGCAGUACCGCAGACUUCAAACAUGGACAUCCACCAUCUAUCACCACAAGGUAGCGGGGAUAGAGGUGUUGUUGUUGACAGUAGAUCCCAUCUUUCUGUUGUAGAGCAACUUCAAGAAAACAAUGUCCAGACACUCAGGGAGGUGGAACCAGUUACCCUGGUAGCUUAUGAGCAGAGCCAGGGAUCAGAAAUGGCUGAUAUGAAAGACAAUAGCCCUCGGGGGGACCAUUCCAGAGCCCAUAGCCCAGGGAGAACACGGGAAGCUGGCAAACACAUAGCUGAUGGGAUUGCCGCUCAGGGAGACAUUAGUGCAGAAAUGACAGACAGGAAAGAGUGUCACGAUAUUGCACAGAGUCAACAGCAAACUUCAUCCGCACUGUCAGCGAAGGUGCCACCUCCAGCUAAGAAGAGUGCCAGUGAACCAAAUAUGCGUACCAUCGCCCCAACAGAGAUAGAAGCAGAGGGCUUGGACAUCUCCUUUCUGUCGUUGGGGGAUGUUGUUGUAGACGAUACCUCGCUUCUUAAUUCAGAAGAGGAACCAGCACUACUGGAAGACACUGAGGAUCAAAGACAGACAAAAUCCAAGUUGGACUUACAUGUCAAGCACAAGAUGCUGUAUAGGAUCUUGGGCCUUCCUAGUGUAGUGCAGAGAUCUUUAGAUGCUGCUGGUGAUGUCACUGGAGAAUUAUCAUUCAUAGAGACAGAUUCAGAAAAGCUUCCAGGUCCAUAUGAAGGCAACAUGGGUACCAUACCUCGACCGGCAAAGAAAAAAUUGAACUUUUCAAAACGGAUCAUGAAAUCACUGAAAAUUUCCCGCCACAAUUCAAACAAGACCUUGAACCGAGCACCUGAGAAUCCAUCUUCAAAGGACAGUCACAAAGAUGGGGAUGGAGAGGAUAUGAUGCUUGUCUAAAAUAUAAUUUUGAAUUAAAGGCAUUUAUUUUUUCAAUAAAUGUUGAUGCAAAUAUA